Messenger RNA from Eruca vesicaria subsp. sativa (arugula), 813 nucleotides. NCBI's taxonomy places the organism in Eukaryota, Viridiplantae, Streptophyta, Magnoliopsida, Brassicales, Brassicaceae. The record is from the annotation of a GenBank genome assembly.
AUGUAUAACAACAACAUGGGACCACAGCCUGGGAUGCCAAUGCCUCAGGCAGUUCCUCAGCCUAACCCUUUCGGCAAUGCCUUCUCUGGACCUGGCUCUGGCCUUAUUCGAAGUAGCUUGGGUGCUUAUGGUGAGAAAAUAUUCGGAUCCAGCUCUGAGUAUGUGCAGAGCAAUAUAACUCGUUUCUUCUCUGAUCCACAAUACUAUUUUCAAGUGAAUGACCAAUAUGUGAGGAACAAGUUGAAGGUUGUUCUUCUUCCUUUCCUUCACAGGGGACACUGGGCUAGAAUCUCAGAACCAGUUGGUGGUAGACUUUCAUACAAGCCUCCUAUAUAUGAUAUUAAUGCACCAGACUUAUACAUUCCGCUCAUGGCCUUUGGCACCUAUCUUGUUCUUGCUGGUUUCUCACUUGGACUCUAUGGGAAGUUUUCUCCGGAAGCUCUGAACUGGCUUUUUGUGAAAGGAAUGGUUGGAUGGUUUAUGCAAGUCAUGCUGCUCAAGAUAACGUUGAUUUCACUGGGUAGUGGAGAAGUACCACUCUUGGAUAUUGUGGCAUACGCUGGAUAUGCUUACACUGGUCUCUGCUUAGCUGUUUUUGGCAAGAUCAUGUGGGGAUACUCUUACUAUGUUUUGAUUCCGUGGACCUGCUUAUGCACCGGUGUUUUCUUGGUGAAGACAAUGAAGCGAGUUCUCUUUGCUGAAGCUAGGAGUUAUGACUCAAGCAGGCAUCACUACCUCUUGAUCUUUGUAGCUUUAGCUCAGUUUCCUCUUUUGAUCUGGCUUGGUAACAUUAGUGUCAAUUGGCUCUUUUGA